Messenger RNA from Merops nubicus (carmine bee-eater), 2910 nucleotides. RefSeq names its product tudor domain-containing protein 1-like. Gene Ontology annotation, biological process: spermatogenesis. The transcript has 21 exons. The record is from RefSeq and is a predicted model, not a curated record. Lineage: Eukaryota; Metazoa; Chordata; Aves; Coraciiformes; Meropidae. The annotation marks the transcript as partial.
AUGGGCUCUGGCUGCUCAGGAGCUGGAGGUUGUCCAGGCCCUGGUUGUGAGGAGCCCGGAGUGCAGCUUGGGCUUCAGUGGAGAGGCCGCUUGUCUGAGCGGGAGCGAGGAGGUUCCAUGGAGCGCCUGACGGGCAGAGGGAACUUGCGGUUUGCAGCUGCAGCUGAGAAAGGAAAUACUGGCUCGCCCUCUGAUUUGAGUCAUGAGAAGCCAAAGAAAUCGCAGCAUUCAUCUGAGAAUGUUUUUUCUAUUGGCUAUGAUAAAAGUCUCUUCAGUCUGGUAGUAUCACCCCCUGAAAAGACUACUUGCCAUCAUUGUGGCCUGUUUGGGUCACUAAGGUGUUCGCAGUGCAAGCAAAUUUACUAUUGCUCUGUGGAUUGUCAGAAAAAAGAUUGGCCAGCACAUAGUGUUGUAUGUGAACCAGUUAAAAACAAUGAAGGCAACUUGCCUGCUAAAACAGAGAAGAGAGUUUGUCUUAAGGAGGAAAUGAUGUUGAGUUUUGCUGUAGAAGUUGUUCUUCCAGAUCUUGGAGACUGCCUAGAUAAAAUACCUUUAGAAAUAAGAUCGUCUUUAACUCCAGGAAGCAAUGCUGAAGGAGCAGACUCUCCAAGAGUGUCAGAAAACCAUUCUGAGGGAAGUACAGAAAAAUCACCUGAAGUUCUUCACUAUGCUAAUUCAGAUGCAGUGUGUGUCUCCAUAUGUAUCGGAGAUGAAUUUUCUGGGGUGGUUUCCAGCAUCCAAAACCCAGAAAACUUUUUCUGUCAGCAGACGCAGAGUGGCCGUCAACUUGCUGAGCUUCAAGUGGCUCUUAAUGAACACUGUGACAAACUACCCAGUAGUCCAGAUUUUCGUCCUGCUGCUGGAGAUGUGUGCUGUGCCCAGUUCACAGAAGACAAUUGUUGGUAUCGUGCUGCUGUUACAGCCUGUGCUUCUGAAGACACUGUUUUGGUAGGCUAUCUAGAUUAUGGUAAUUUUGAAGUUCUUCCACUGACUAGACUUCGCCCUAUGAUUCCAAGAUUAAUGGACUUGCCAGCUCAAGCCAUAAGAUGUACCUUGGCAGGUGUAAAGCCACCAUCAGGAAUGUGGACUUCAAACGCUAUUUCCUAUAUGAGCCAACUGGUGAAAGACAAAGUGUUAACAAUAAAAGUAGUGGCUAAAGAAAGUUACAGUUCUGUGGUGGAGCUGGUGGAUGCAUCAGUUACUCCAGCAAUAAACAUUUCGCGCCAUCUCCUCGCGAGAGGCUGCGCGGCCGAGGAGUCGAGGGCGGCCGCGCCAGCACCCGCACUGCAGGGCGUGGAGCCAGCAGAGGAGGACACAACAAACAAAAGAAUUUUCAGCUGGAAUAAAGUAACUCUUAACCAAACAGUAGAUGUCAUGGUGUGUUCAGUGUACAGUCCAGGAGAAUUCUACUGUCAGAUCUCAAAUAACAAUGAGUUAGUUGCUCUGAAUUUACUUAACAAAUCAUUGUCUGAAUACUGUAAGAAAACUCCACCAAAUGUUUUUAAGCCUGAGAAUGGAGAACCUUGCUGUGCUUUUUUCUCUGAUGAUGGUAACUGGUACCGUGCUUUGGUGCAAACCGUCACUUCCCAUGGAACUGCUGAAGUGUGCUUUGUGGACUAUGGAAACGUUGCCGAAGUCCCACUGGAUAAAAUCCGGCACAUCUCCUCCUCAUUCCUGACACUUCCAGCUCAAGGAAUUAAAUGCUGGCUCUCAGGUAUAAAGCCUAUUAAUAGCAAGUGGAUUCCAGAAGCUACAGCAAGAUUUUGUAUGUACGCUGCAGGGAUAAAGCUUCAGGCCAGAGUAACUUCACUUUCCAGAUUUGGGGCUGGUGUAGAGCUUACUGACAAUUCCACAGGUCAUCCAAAAGUCAUCAAUGAGAUAUUAACGUCUGAAAAGUUGGCUGUAAAGGAAGUUCUACAAGGUAAAAAUAACUUUCCAAAGAAGUCCAUUGACAAAAAAGAAACCUCACUUGGGCACUGGAAGUCAAUUGAAUUGGCUGUAGAUGAAACCAUGUCUGUCUGUGUAACAGAAGUUGCAAGCCCAGACUUAUUCUAUGCUGUACCCGUUCAAAACAAAGGUAAGAGAAGGCUGCAAAGGCUAAUGCUUGAUCUAGAAGGCUACUGUAAAUCGUGUAAGAGCCGGCUCUUCAAACCAAAAGUGGGUGAAGCAUGUUGUGCCAGGUUUUCAGGUGAUGGCCAGUGGUACAGAGCUCUUGUUCUAAAAGCUUCUCAGUCUGUUGUGAAAGUCCUGUAUGCAGACUAUGGGAACACAGAGACUUUACCAUUUUCAAAAGUGCUGCCAAUCCCCAAUUCCUACUUAACGCUGCCUUUUCAGGCAAUUACAUGUUCACUUGCAGGUAUAGAGAAAGCCACGUGGUCUCCAUUAUUACUUGACAAAUUGAAAGAAAUGUUAUGGAAUAAACAUGUCACAAUUACAGUGAAAGGGACUAAUGGAAAUGCUAACAUAGUAACAGUGGUGAAACACAGUGAAAAUGGUAGUGUGAAUGUAGUUGACAAACUGGUAAUGGAAGGUUUGGUCAAAGUCUGCAGUGCUGAAAACUUACAUGCUGAACAUCACGGCAGUGGAGGUGAGACCAAAUGUUGCUGCAUGGAACUAAAAGAGCAGGUAAGAUUCAGUCCAAGCAGUGCUCAUGCUUUUAUCUGUGCUCCUGGGGCGCACGCAUGUUCAGCUGUACCGAAGGGACUCUUACAGGUAACCUGGAGCAGUGUGGGUGUUCUUGGCCUUGGUAGCUUCCCCCCACCUCGUGUCUGUGGCGGGAGGACGUGCGGGCUGGGGAGGCGCGGCGAGGCUGCCGCAGCUGAGCGCAAUAUAAACCCCGGUGCGGAGGAGGCUGGAGCAAAGCCCCCGGGCGCGGCAGGGCUGCGCGGCACCCGAUCUGGCAGCGAGGAG